Molecule: messenger RNA, 3531 nt
Organism: Asterias rubens (European starfish)
Lineage: Eukaryota; Metazoa; Echinodermata; Asteroidea; Forcipulatida; Asteriidae
Product: beta-secretase 1-like
Exons: 12
Coding region: 269-1834 (521 amino acids)
Biological process (GO): membrane protein ectodomain proteolysis; amyloid-beta metabolic process
Cellular component (GO): membrane; trans-Golgi network; endosome
Molecular function (GO): aspartic-type endopeptidase activity
Source: RefSeq, a predicted model, not a curated record
UAUUUUAACACUACGACGUCAACUACCCGGAAAUGUCAGCUAUAUUUUAUUUUUAUGCGAAACGGAAUGUGUUUUUAUUAAAAGAUUUAACAUUUACCAGCUCCCAUUCAUGCUUGAUGAUUUCUUUGCACUGUUCGUCUAACUGAGUUCAGUUGACAAUCAGAUCUUUGAGAUGGAUCAAGUGUAAAUUGGAAGAAAUCUUCACAAAAACUUUACUUCAUGAAACAGUCAAUGAUCCCACCGGUCUACCGCUUCACCAGCAAUAAUAAUGAGGGAAUUUUUAAUGACUUUCUUCAGUACAUGGACCCUGCUGCUGUUGCAUGUAUGUUUUCAUUUUGUGUCCGUCCAAGCUGAUGUACUCCGGCUCCCUCUUCACACCUCCCGCCAUCAGGUCAAUGAUGAGGUCAGGUCAAAGGGCAUAGGUGACAUUUAUGACACACCAAGAGACAACCUAAAGGGUAAACCUGGGUUAGGUUUCUACGUUGAAAUUGAACUGGGGACCCCAAAACAGAAGCUGAAUGUCUUAGUGGAUACAGGCAGCAGUAAUUUCGCCGUAGCUGCCUCUCCUAAUAUCAUGAUCAGCAAAUAUUUCCACAAAGAGAUGUCGUCGACAUACCAUGACCUCAACAGGGAGGUGUAUGUCCCGUACACACAGGGAGAGUGGAGGGGUGAGCUUGGGGAAGAUUUAGUCUCGAUACCCGUAUCGCAUCCUAACGUCUCCACCAAGGUUAACGUGGCGAGUAUAACGUACUCGGAGGAAUUCUUCAUCAACGAGUCUAACUGGCAGGGGAUCCUGGGACUUGCGUACGCCGAAAUAGCAAGGCCAGACAGUACAGUUCUGCCGUUCUUUGAUUCCCUCGUCCAGCAAUCUGGCAUUGCGGACAUAUUUUCACUACAACUCUGCGGACUCCCAAACACAACAGGAAACGCAUCCAAGACGAAUGUGACCGGAACCAUGACCAUUGGUGGACUAGACAAGGGACUGUACAAAGGUGAGAUGUGGUUCACGCCGAUCCGUAACAACUGGUACUAUGAGGUCAUUAUUCUGGACAUAGAGGUCAAUGGGAGGUCACUUAACAUGGAUUGUAAAGAGUACAAUUUUGACAAGACUAUUGUUGACAGUGGGACGACCAAUCUGAGGCUACCCACAAGAGUGUUUGAAGCUUUGAAACUUGUCAUCAAUGAGACGGUCAACAAGCUAAUAGAUGAACCGAUCCCGGAAAAUUUCUGGACGGGGGAUGAACUGAUUUGUCAUAAGCACUCCACUGAGCCCUGGGUCUGGUUUCCUAGCCUGGCGAUCAUCCUCAACUCCACAACUCCUAAUACAGCAUUCAGGUUAAAGAUAUCAUCACGGCAAUACCUUCGUCUUGUGGACUCUGACAAGAAUGGUGAACACUGCUACAAGUAUGGCAUCUCUUCCUCCACUACAGGGAGCGUGAUUGGUGCUGUUGUCCUGGAAGGCUUCUAUGUUGUUUUUGAUCGUGCCAACCAAUCCGUCGGGUUCGCCAAAUCAUCUUGUGCCUAUGAAUUUGAAAUUGGAUUGGUAUCUCCAGGGGUCGAGGGACCGAUAGCCACAGUUGUUAGAGACUGCGGCUACAUAGCGCCCCCGACCGACAAUCUCGCCGUGACGAUAGCCGCGUACGUGAUGGCAGGCCUCUGCGUGGUCUGUCUCAUUCCAUUGUUCCUGAUGUACGUGCACAAUAAAUGGAUCAGCUGCCGCAGGAAACCCUGCGAGAACGAUGACAGUGAAUUACUGGAGGAGAGAACGGAUUCCACGGAAACGGACGCAUUGAAGGACGAGCAACCACAGGAAGGUCAAAGUCAACCGGGUUGAAAGGUCAAAGUUCAUACCUGAGAGAAGGUUUAUGGAAUAAAUCAAUGGGAGACUUUUGGACGGUCCUUUUUCACAGUUCUCGCCAGUAGUGCAUGUGCUCAGGCAUACGUGCCUAAUACUAAGCAUGUGCUUGCAGAGCUGCAUAAAGGCCGGUUUAUAGUCGGUCGCGCGACGGUCGCGCGAUGGAAAUCUUGCGCGCAAUCCUAAGACUGAAGCCUAAAAACCGUGUCUUUUUAUGAUCGCGCGUCAAGGUUUCCAUCGCCUGACCAUCGCUCGACCGACUAUAACUCGGCCUUAAAAUAAAAGGACUGUUAUGUCUCGCAAUGAGACAAUGGUAGUAACUAGGAAAUACUGGGGGUUGCUGGGCUGUGGGGGGGGGGGGGGGGGCACAGCAACACAUUUCUCCCAUGAGUACAGAGCCACGUGAAAUCCUGUCAUAUUUGUAGGGAAGCGUGGCAGUAUACGAGCAUCUUCAUUGGGUGAUUGAAGUGUUUUGUAGAUUGGUGGAGCAUACAAUUCUUGGACAUUCUUUGAUAAUAGUAAGAGAUGUUCUUGUGAGACAGUACUGGGAAAAAAAGAGUACUGACUAUGGAAAUGUCCCAACUGUAGUUGGGGCCCCAGCCCAAUUAUGUUUGGGUAGAUCACAACUAUAUUUGGGCUGAUCCUAACCAUAGUGGGGCUGAAUCAACAGUUGGGGCAAAACAGGGGAAUUGUAAUAAUUCACUUAAAAAAUGAUUAGAGACAUCUCUUCAAUUUAAAGGUACUGUUUGAUGUAUCAUUUUGUAUCACAUGUUUAAGACAGUAGUAAUAACGGGGGUCAUCAUGCUGCAACUGGGAAUAACCUUUAACCCUUGACCUCACUCCUUAGUAUGUGUAGUAAACAGUUUUGGACAAAGUAGUUCAUCUAUUUAAAUAAAAAUAUUAAGCAGAGUAUGUCAACAUUGUUGUGUCGCUAAGCAAUAUAUUUUUUAUUAAAAACAACAAUUAAUUGUAACAGACAAUUUGCGUCAAUGGAUUAUGUCACCAGUAAUUACAAUCUAAAAAUUUCUUGCAUAAACACAAAACCCUUGCAUAAGUUUUGGCUACCAAUGCCAAACAAUAUUCACAGACUAAACGGUUGUAGUGUAUGGGCUUUCUUGAAGUUGCUUAUACUGGCUGAAAUCGCUCCUUGAAACCUUGGUCCCCCCACCAGUUUGAAUAAAAAAGGAAUAAGUCCAAAUCGCAUAUAAAAAUAAGUCGUGGUAGGCUUCGGUAGGCAAUCGACAACCAAGCUAUGUAUUUCUGUUUUGUGAUAUUCGUCCAUGAAAUGGAGUGCCAUCCACAGUCCAACAGAAUAAAGAAGAAACAUAGUUUGGGAGUUUGACAGGUUUGGGGGUUUUGGGGGUUCGAGGAUGGCUGUAGAUGGGCUAGUUGGGAAGACAUUGUUAUGUCACCUUUUUUUUUAAGUUGGACUUGUGAAGUCACUGUAAUGUCUGCGUAAAAGCUAAGCUGACGUUGUAUAUAUUAUAAAAGGGUUAUUUAUGUAGGGGGUUAUUUUACAGUGCGUAGCACCGAGUUAUCUUUAUAAUUACAUGUUGUGGACAAAAAAUCAAUGAGUGAUGGUAUUGGGUAAACCUUUGUGAUGAUAGCUGGCAUCCAAUUCAAUUACUCGUCCCUCUCGUUUUCUUGGUACCUUUCAAGUUUUUUUACCUGUAAAA